Messenger RNA from Silurus meridionalis, 5168 nucleotides. It is a transcript of the gene cbln4, whose product is annotated as cerebellin 4 precursor. The record is from RefSeq and is a predicted model, not a curated record. NCBI's taxonomy places the organism in Eukaryota, Metazoa, Chordata, Actinopteri, Siluriformes, Siluridae. The transcript is spliced from 3 exons. Bases 410 to 994 code for a protein of 194 amino acids. Gene Ontology annotation, molecular function: protein binding.
AGUGAUGACACUCAGCUCCAGUGCUGAGGCGCGCGCGUGCCUCUCUGCUGCACCAGAUUCCUCCUCGUGCAGUUUUAAACAUCACUUUCCAAAAAAGCCACAGCAUUAUAGGAAAUAUUGUUUUUCUUUUCUUACAAAAUAAGAAAUGAAAAGUAAAAUAAAUAAAUGAAUGAAUAUAUUUUAAAAAAUGACUCCAGAAUCAACACGCAGCGUUUAAAGGAAUCCGACGGAUUUUUGUUGUUUUUGUAAAGCGCGCGCGGGAGGUGGAAAAGAAGAGAAGAGCAAAGAAAAGAAAAAAAAACAACAAACAAAAAAAGAAAGAAAGAAAAGCAAAAGGGACGAGCGGAACAUUCCUUUGGAAGUUGGUGAUAAGGGGAUAUUUGUAAAAAAAUAUUUUUUUUUGCGCACGAUGCCGCGUUAUUUGGCGGCUGUGUGGUUCGGUGUGCUCGCGCUGGUCGCGCUCACGGCGGCGCAGAACGACACGGAGCCCAUAGUGCUGGAGGGGAAAUGUCUGGUGGUGUGCGACUCGAACCCGGCCACGGACGCCAAAGGCUCUUCGUCUCCGCUCGGCAUCUCAGUGCGCGCGGCCAACUCUAAGGUUGCGUUCUCAGCUGUGAGGAGCAACAACCACGAGCCGUCCGAGAUGAGCAACAAAACACGGAUCAUCUACUUCGACCAAGUUCUUGUCAACAUAGGAAACUAUUUCACAUUGGACUCUGUAUUUCUGUCACCUCGCAAAGGCAUCUACAGUUUCAACUUUCAUGUUAUUAAAGUAUACCAGAGCCAGACCAUACAGGUGAACCUGAUGUUAAACGGAAAGCCAGUCAUCUCUGCUUUUGCAGGCGACAAAGACGUGACACGAGAGGCUGCUACCAAUGGUGUUCUCCUCUACCUGGACAAGGAGGACAAGGUUUACUUAAAACUAGAAAAGGGAAAUCUUGUGGGUGGGUGGCAGUAUUCCACCUUUUCUGGAUUCCUCGUAUUUCCUCUGUGAAAUUCUGCUGCCAGCUUCUCCAUAUGCCAACAACAUCUCGCCAUUGUUUAACCCGAUCUGUCCAUAUUAACAGGAAGGGGCCUGGACUGGAGGAAUUCCUCCAAACAAUCAUCCAUUUACCGUUUGCCCAAAUGUAAAAAGGACAUUUGGAGAAAUAUCGUUGUGGCAUGUGUGUUCCUGUUUUCACAAUGCAAAGACACAUCUAGGGACCUGCUGCGAGUCUUUGUUGCCUUCAUAAAUUUAAGAAAUCCCGCCCAAAAUAUUUAGUGUCUUUCAAAAGCUGUGGAUUUUUCUUACCAUGCGUCCAAUAUAAGUCACUUUUCUGAUGUCUGUAGGGUCUGUCGAUGUCAUUCGUAAUCCGAUCAUGCAUUUGCAACUGUUUGAUAUGAUAAAGCACUUAUUUCUUUGGAGAAUUCAGGGGGCACAGCAUUUUCUUUGCACAUCAUGAGGAACUCCAGACCAAAUCCAAAAAAUAUUAAUAAUAUAAUAAUAACUAAAUAAAUAUUGGGCCAUUAAAGCUGAUUUAAAGAUUCGGGAGUGUUAGUCCUGAUCUUAUACACUUUAUUCAGGAUCAAAGAAUUAUAUAUCAUUACAAACAUUUUUGUUUAAUUGGGGUAAUGUUUAAUUAAUAAUAAUAAUAAUAAUAAUAAUUAAUAGUAAUAAUAACAAUAAUAAUAAUAUAAUACACUAAUUAUACUAAAAAUUGCUAUUUGUUUACGCAUGUGUUUAUUUAUUUAUUUAUUUAUUUAUUUAUUUAUUUAUUUAUUUAUUUAUUCAUUCAUUUAGUUAUUUAGUUAUUUACAAUUUGUUGAAACACAUUUAUUUUCAUUUGCCAAACCAAAAAAAACAAAAAACGAAGAAGAAGAAACAGAAAACGCCAACUUUUUGUGUGCUUGGGUCAAUUCCUCUAAUGAAAAUACCCACAUGCCUAAAGCAAAUAAAAGUUUAUAUUAGCCUCCAGAACCUACUUUUAGUUCAUUUAAAAUCAUUAGUAAGGAAGAGAAAUAAAAUAUCUUUGUAACUAUGACGCAAAAAGUUUACUUCUAUAUUAUAUUUACAUUUGUGUCCUUUAACUAGCCAGUGGGAUCUCCAAGGAUGUAAACCUUUUGUAUAUCUACUACCAUAAAUAUUAUUUAUAUGGCUAAUGAAUUGUAAUAAAUAUAAGAUGUAUUGGGUAUUUAAAAUGUUUUAUUUUACAGUUGUCUUGCUAUAAAAUCAGAAAGCUGGAUUUCUCAUUCAAAUUCAGCAAUUAUCUUAUUAAAAGCAAAUAAUCCUAACUAAAACAAAUUCAUUUCUCCAAACAUAAGGAACAGUGGUUAAGUGUAAAUUCAGCCAGUGUAUCAAUGAUGUACGUUACUAGAUAUCAAAGAUUAAAAAUGCAUUAUGGAGUGGAUAACAUCUCUAAGGUGAUGAAAAGGUGUAAUUCAUGUGCACCAUAGUGAAUUUUUUCCCUCACAAAGACUAAAAGAAAGAUGUCUUUCUCUUUUCGUCUGUACUGAGCUGUAGUUGGGUGUUGCUCAACUGUUCGUUCUGGAUAAAAUCUCACUGCCAGAAUUCCGUGUAUUUGCAGUGUUCAUGCUGUAUUUUAGAAAUUGAUUGGGUUUUCUUUUGUUCGCACAUUGUAUUUCGUGUUUGCCCGUUUUGCAUUGUAAAAAAAGAUCUUGUGGUUUUUGUCUAUAAAAAGGCGCUGAACUGUUUAUCGAACAUUGAUCACAAACCAUGACGAUAUAUAACGACACUUUUGGAACAACAAAACAUUUGAACUUGAAAUAUCUAUAAUUCAUACCUGGCCUGUUUUAAUUUGUACGCAUCAAAGAUGUUAUUAUUGUAGGAUUAUAUUAUUAUAAUAAUAUAAUAAACAAGUUCACGCUGUGAACUUCAUAUGGAUUGAAAUCAGUGUUGCCAGUUUUGGUGCAAUGGAAGGAUUUUUUAUUCUGCUAGCGGGGACACAUUUUCCUGUUUGGACACUCAAGUAACACUUUGCUGUCAAACGAAUGUAAAUUGCAGUAAGCAUUGCUCGAACCCAGACACCACACAAAUGUGCCUGUCGACUUCAGCUAGGCUGUACUGUCUCCUGAUUUUGAGUAAAUUCUAGUAAACUUUUUCUCUUCAGUGGUACAAUUAUUAGUAACGUACUCAUUCAAGUGAGUUUAUUAAAUUGUAAAUGUACUGUUUUAGGGUUUGGACUGAAGAUGAAACAAACCCUGCAACUUGUCUGUAUCGAAUGAAAGGCAAAACUUAUGCAAUGUGCAUUGUUUUUAGUUCCACUAUAAUCAUAUAGUGCAAUACAAUUUGGCAAAGCUUACUAGACUUUAGAAGUGUACAAAUCACAAAGUGUAUUAUUUGUGUAAAGGCAACAAUUAACGCCAAUGCGUAGACAUUUAAUCAUUAAAGCAAAAUGCAUCCACUUUGCUAUUCCAAAGGCAAAUCUCAAAAAUCCAAUUAAAUCCAAUAAAUCCAUUUGAAGAGUAGAGGCAAUGAUAGGGACAAUAGGUUAUUUAAAAAAAAACAAUCACAAUCACACCAUAAUGGAGUUCAGAGCUCACGCUUACAUUGCUUCAUUAGUUAAAGAAAGCAAAUCAUGCUUAUGCAAUCGUUGCCUGAAUUGUAAUAUGUGAAUGUUUCUCUCUUGUGGCUUCAUGUGCUACUGGCCUUUGCAAUAUUUCAAUUCCACCCCUAAAGUUUCUUAGUUUUGUAUCCAUGUGAUUAUAUAAAUGCAUAAUUUUUUUUUUUGUCCCCCUUGGUUUAGAAAUGAACCUCAAAACUUAAAUAAAACAAUUCCGAGUCAGCAACUGCAUGCCAUUUAAAGAAACUCCUGGACUAGCGUGAACUUGCACAGCUGUUUAAAUAAAAACUCUAUAGAUGACACUGCAAAUUGUCCCCCACCACCCCCUACACCCCAGAAUGCUUUCUCAACUUCUUUUGUCCUAUUUUCAUUGUGCAAUCCUACAUAUUGGAUAGUGAUGAAUAUUUUGUUCUUUUUGUUUUGUUAUUUAUAUCAAAUAAGGACAUUCUUUGCGCUUUUUGUUUUGCGAAUACUCUUUAAUUAAAUGGCACUAUUUAGUUGCAAUGUAGUCAAAGUUUAUAGCUAGGUUAUAUUGUUAAUAAUAAACCACUCUUUUGAAAUUAAGCAAUGGUAAGUUUAAUGUCUGCAUCAGGAACGGCUGUUCAUUUUGGUUUGAUGGCCCAUGCUGAAGCAAGCACUUGACUCAAUAUUGAUUUGUGGUCGGACAAAUGGGUCGUUUAAAGGAACGAUGUCGCAGUGUUUGAUGAACUGACAAGUGAGAGGAUUGUUAGAGAUGGGUUUUUAAUUCAAUCUGACAUCAUAAUGGGAUUAUGGCUGAAAUCUGAUUGUUCUAUCUAGGGAUGCAUCGAUACUGAUACUGGUCUCAAGUGUACAAAGAUCCAAAACCAAAACCCGAUACCACAUCGUAGAAUCUGACGUGCAUUUUGGUGUGCCGGUAAAGAGCUGACAUGAAAUAACUAUGAUCUGGAUGUAUUUUAUACUUAACGAUGGCAGUUAAAGCAAAACAGACUGAGCUCUCUGCUCUGAAUAUAUCCAGAGGCGAUCCUGCAGCAUCUUAUCUAUAAUACAGGGAAGCUGUUAAACAUAAAAUUCAACAUAAAGGGUUUUAAUUGCAAGCAGCACAAAACAGCAACCAACUGCUAUUAUGACUGACUAUCAACUGUUAUAGGUCACUUAGGGAUUCGUACACUAUGGAGGGAAGAGAAGCUGCAUUAAAGCGCUUUUUUAAUGUAAAACAAAAUGCGCUUUUGUCUAAUGGAGGUAACUAAUACACUCCAGUUGAAACGCACUUACAAAUGUUAUAAAUGCAUUUCAUGUUAAACAGAAAUGGAGCUAAAUAAAAUGUUCCAAGACAACCCUGGCCUGAUUGAUUAAAACUACAAAGGUUAACCAAAUCAGUACUGACAAGUACAAACCUUAUAUAGAACUUUGUAGGCUGAAUAAACUGGAAUUGAUGCAUCCUUAAUUGAAGCAAUUGUAUAAUACAAUAUUACUGGUAGUCCCCGAGUUAUGAUUUUACGAUCUUAUGUUAAGACAAAAUUGUAAAAAUAUUUGACAUGGCAAGAAAAUGCAGCAGUGAUGCCUUACUCUUGCCAGCGGUUGACAGAGUUCAACAAGGCAUGCUGAUUAGUCUCAUCAUCUACAAGC